AUGAAUCAAACAGGCAUUCGUACAGAACCUACAAAUAGUGUUCAAGAAGUAAUGCAACUUUUAUUUAUUGGUGUGAAUUUUGACAUCAAAUUUAUUGAUUUUGAAUUGCCCAUAAUAAGUAGACCCCAGUUUGUGAUGGAUAUGAAUGCAUUGGGGAUACAAAGCACAACAGUGGACAUGUUAUCAAACUUAAGGGAUCAUAAUUCAGAAAUGUUUCUUGAAGCAGAAGUUAAUGGCAACACUCAGAAAACUUUCAUUCGUGGAAUUUUGAACACAUCAUUGAAAUCAUUCGCUUCAUAUGAAUCUAAUGUUCGUUAUUGUUAUGAUGUGUUAUGCUUAUAA
Lathyrus sativus (Indian pea) is the source of this 342-nucleotide messenger RNA. The record is from the annotation of a GenBank genome assembly. Lineage: Eukaryota; Viridiplantae; Streptophyta; Magnoliopsida; Fabales; Fabaceae.